Cyprinodon variegatus (sheepshead minnow) is the source of this 2864-nucleotide messenger RNA. It is a transcript of the gene txnrd3, whose product is annotated as thioredoxin reductase 1, cytoplasmic-like. The coding region runs from base 213 to 2015 and encodes 600 amino acids. Gene Ontology annotation, biological process: cell redox homeostasis; glutathione metabolic process; cellular response to oxidative stress. The transcript has 16 exons. Lineage: Eukaryota; Metazoa; Chordata; Actinopteri; Cyprinodontiformes; Cyprinodontidae. Gene Ontology annotation, cellular component: cytosol; mitochondrion. Gene Ontology annotation, molecular function: thioredoxin-disulfide reductase (NADPH) activity; flavin adenine dinucleotide binding; glutathione-disulfide reductase (NADPH) activity. The record is from RefSeq and is a predicted model, not a curated record.
GUUUGCGCGGUUGAUAGACGACUACCUGGUGCCUGAAGGCUGACUGACUGAGGGCAGCCCAACUGUCCUCCCUUGUCCGGUAUUUUCAGACCCUUAAAAUAGUUUAGGGGUUUAUUACAGAAGUAAGUGGUGCAGCUAGUUAGGUUGUGGUUAUCUAAGGAAAUCCGAUUAUCGGCGCUUGCUUUACGCAAGCGGACGGAAAUAGCUGAAAAAUGCCUCCCAUCGAAAAUGACACCGGCAAAAAUGAACUCAAAACUCAGAUACAGAAGCUUAUUGAAGACAAUCAAGUGGUGGUCUUCAGCAAAAGCUACUGUCCAUAUUGUGUCCAGGUAAAGGACCUAUUCAAAGAGCUGAACAUCAAGUGUAAUGUGAUGGAGUUGGAUCUCAUUGAGAAUGGAACCAGCUACCAGGAGAUGUUGCUGGAGAUUACCGGGCAGAAAACCGUCCCUCAGGUCUUCGUCAAUAAGACACACGUUGGUGGGUGUGACAAAACCAUGCAGGCUCAUAAAGACGGCAGCUUACAGCAGCUUCUCAGUGGAGAGAAUGAAGCGUAUGACUAUGACCUUAUCGUCAUCGGAGGAGGAUCUGGGGGCCUGGCGUGCUCUAAGGAAGCAGCCCUCCUGGGGAAAAAGGUUAUGGUGUUGGACUAUGUGGUCCCAACACCGAAGGGAACCUCUUGGGGUCUUGGUGGAACUUGUGUGAAUGUCGGCUGUAUCCCAAAGAAGCUGAUGCACCAGACGGCCUUGUUGGCUACAGCAAUCCAAGAUGCACGGAAGUUUGGUUGGGAGUUUGACGAAUCGGUGAAACACAACUGGGAGACAAUGAAGACAGCGGUGAACAAUUAUAUUGGAUCAUUGAAUUGGGGCUACAGGGUGUCGCUGAGAGACAAGAACGUCAACUAUGUUAACGCCUAUGCAGAGUUUGUCGAACCCCACAAAAUCAAGACCACAAACAAACGAGGAAAAGAGACGUUUUACACGGCAGCCAAAUUCGUCUUGGCCACAGGAGAAAGGCCACGUUACUUGGGAAUCCCUGGGGACAAGGAGCACUGCAUCACCAGUGAUGACCUCUUCUCACUGCCCUACUGCCCGGGUAAGACCCUGGUUAUCGGAGCUUCAUACGUGGCUCUGGAGUGCGGCGGCUUUCUGACUAGCCUCGGGCUGGACGUCACCAUCAUGGUACGCUCCAUCCUGCUGAGGGGCUUCGAUCAAGACAUGGCCAACCGUGCCGGGGAGUACAUGGAAAAGCACGGAGUCAAGUUCAUUCGCAAAUUUGUUCCGAUAAAGAUUGAGCAGCUGGAGGCAGGCAGUCCUGGCAGGCUAAAGGUGACGGCCAAGUCCACGGAAACGGACGAGCUCAUCGAGGACGAGUACAACACGGUCUUGAUAGCAGUGGGUCGAAAUGCAUGCACUGACAAAAUCGGCCUGGAAAAGGCAGGUGUUAAAGUUAACCCAAAGAAUGGGAAGAUUCCAGUGAAUGACGAGGAACAGACCAAUGUGCCCCACAUCUAUGCCAUUGGGGACAUUCUGGAGGGAAAGUGGGAGUUGACGCCUGUUGCCAUCCAAGCUGGGAAGCUACUGGCCCGUCGCCUUUAUGGAGGAUCAAGAGUGAAGUGUGACUAUGUCAAUGUUCCCACCACCGUUUUCACCCCGCUGGAGUACGGCGCCUGUGGUCUGUCAGAGGAGAAGGCCAUCGAGCUCUACGGACAGGACAACAUCGAGGUGUAUCACAGUCUGUUUUGGCCUCUGGAGUUCACCGUGCCAAACCGUGACAACAACCAGUGCUACGCCAAGAUCAUCUGCAACAAACUUGACAAUGACCGGGUCAUUGGGUUCCACUACCUGGGUCCAAAUGCAGGGGAGGUGACACAGGGCUUUGGUGUCGCCAUGAAAUGCGGAGCGACCAAGGAGCAGUUUGACGUCACCAUUGGGAUCCAUCCAACCUGUGCUGAGAUCUUUACCGACUUGGAGGUGUCAAAGAGAUCCGGUGGAGACAUCACCAAGAGUGGUUGCUGAGGUUAAACCCUGCUUGUUUAGCGGGCUGCUCUCAUAAUUGACUCUAUCAGCACCUGUCCUCGUUUGGGUUUCAGCCAGAUUUCACAUGGUGUUAGUCUGGAUUGUUAUCCGAUCUGAUGAAAGAUGCUAUUCUUUGUUGUGAUGCAGCAAAGAGAUGGCCCGAGCUGCUAAGAGUCUUAUAUGAGGGUAGUCUGCUGAACGGCGGGGUUACUCUGCUCAUGUUUCUGCUGGCCUCCACCAGCGUGACCCUUCUCAGAGGAGCUCCAGCACACACCGACAGCUGGGAUGUGUGUGUUUGGAGUGUUUGACGUUCUAGCCCGUAACCUAAAAUACUGAGGUGGGCAAGAAUCGAUGUCCCUCUGCAGAGGCGCCUGAUGGUGGCUCCAAAUCCUUCGUCCAAAUCCCAACCUGCAUCUGAUCGUACCCCCCCACCCCCCCUGCAAGCAGCGGAUGCACAGACUGAAAACUGCUUGAAUUACUGCGUGGUUCUAGAGAAUGUCUAUAUCUCCAUCAUAAUUACAAACUCUCAUCUCACCCCGAAUUCAACAUUGGACUGAGACGUAUGUCUGUAACCAUCAACAUUAAGUAUAGAGAAUGAGUAAUGAGAGAAAACAUGCCCUCUUCUGAGCAUGCAAACCUUAGAGCCUUUGGAGAGAUGCUUUACAACUUGUAGACUGAGCUGUUUUCACAGUUAAUUUAUCCUGUGUGUUUUGCCUCUAUGUUGUAAAUAAAGAUUUAUUCAGUCUUCUGUCAGCACGGGACUUUGGUCAAAUGUAUAAAUGACUAGUUUCUUCAUGUCGGCUCUUCUGGAAAACUUUUUGCUCCACAUUUAAUAAAGGUUGUAUUCAC